Messenger RNA from Hippocampus zosterae (dwarf seahorse), 1543 nucleotides. It is a transcript of the gene adprs, whose product is annotated as ADP-ribosylserine hydrolase. The record is from RefSeq and is a predicted model, not a curated record. Gene Ontology annotation, cellular component: nucleus; mitochondrion. The coding region runs from base 178 to 1320 and encodes 380 amino acids. NCBI's taxonomy places the organism in Eukaryota, Metazoa, Chordata, Actinopteri, Syngnathiformes, Syngnathidae. The transcript has 6 exons.
CAAAUGAUACCGCGUCGUUACCCGGAAGUAGUAGACAGACUGACGAGGCAGCAUUUGUUGUCUUUGAAUAUAAAUGCGUUUUUUUUAAUUGUCAUUUGUCGUUUAUGCGCGUCAACGACUCGCUGUUGUUAUUUUACGCUUUCGAUUACACAGACACGUUUGGUGACCGGCGGAUGAAUGGCGAGAGCAGUGGUGGCAGCGGCGGGCCCGACGUCUCUGUCCCGGUUUAGGGGAGCACUGGUCGCGGCUGUGCUGGGCGACUGCGUCGGCGGAGAGUUCGAGGGAGUUGAGGAGGUUCCCAUGGAGAAUGUACUGCGGCACGUAAACAGUCUGGAAGACGAGACGAAAGGAAAUGGUAUCCUUGAAUACAGUGACGACACAGCUAUGGCAAGUUGUGUGGUCCAGUCUCUGCUCACACGGGCUGGUUUUGAUGAGCAUGACAUGGCUCGCAGGUUUGCAAAGGAGUACAGCAUAUCCCCGGGUCGAGGUUAUGGUUCUGGAGUGAUCCAGGUGUUAAAGAAGCUGGCAUCUCCUCACCUUACUGAUGUGUACCAGCCAGCCAGGGAUCAGUUUAAUGGCCGGGGUUCUUUUGGGAAUGGUGGCGCAAUGAGGGCUGCCCCCUUUGCACUGGCCUUCCCAGAUGCAGCUAAUGUUAAAAAGUUUGCUCGCCUGGGUGCAAUGCUGACUCACUCUUGCUCCCUCGGCUACAAUGGCGCAGUGCUGCAAGCAUUAGCAGUACACCUUGCACUGCAGGGUGCCUUGGACCUGCCACAGACGUUCAUCAACACGCUCAUCACAGAAAUGGAGGAAGUUGAGAGUGAUGAGGUCUCACGGAGUGAUGCCAGAAUUCUUAAAGAAGCAGAGAAGCCAUUCUGUAACCGCCUUCAUCGAGUCAGAGAUUUGAUGGACAUGGACAAGGUCACCAUCGAGGAGGUCAUCUCUGAGCUAGGUAAUGGCAUUGCAGCACUCCAGUCAGUACCAACCGCCAUCUUCUGUGUUCUCCAUUGCCUGCAACCAAGGGAAUACCUUCCAGAGAACUACGGUGGCCUGGAGCGGACAAUUGCCUACAGUUUGGCCCUGGGAGGGGACACAGACACCAUAGCUUGCAUGGCUGGGGCUAUCGCUGGAGCCCACUAUGGCGUAGAGGCCAUUCCUCAGCCAUGGAUACGCUGCUGUGAGGGGGCAGAUGAUGCAGAUGUGAAUGCAAAGCGGCUUCACAUACUCUACCAUCAAGUGUCACAGGAGAUCAGGACAAAUGAUCAGAGCAGUGGAGAAACAUCUGAUAACCAUCAAAAGCCUACAAACGGCACAGAGAAGUAAACCACAAGCAAAAAAGAAAAAAAAUCCCACUGAAGUUGGGAUGCUCCAUAAAACAAUACAAUGAUUUGCAAAUCCUUUACAAUGCACAAGCGACCCUGUUCAUGGAUGGAUAAAGACAAAAUAUUUAAUGUUCAACUGAUGAAUGUUAGUUUUGUUGCAAAUAAUCUCAUUUUGUAUUAGAUGCCGGCGAUAUGGUAAAAAACAAACAAAAAAAACAGAACAG